AUGACUACCAUGCGUAGUCGGUUAAUAAGAACUACUUUAGGCUUUGUUGAAUUCUGGAAAGCCGUUUCCCACUUUUUGAAAUCUUGCCAAGUUUGUGCCAAGACCGCCAUGAAUCUCCAAUCUAUUCCAAACUUUUGGAUAUCUCCCCCUACAUCCCCUUUGAAUCUGCCCUUCGAGCAAACUGGAAAGCCAAUCCCUGAGCACCCGACAAGCUUGUGGAAAUCAAUCGUAAAGGUGCUACCUGAGGUGUAUGAAAAUUCAAAAUGGAAGUUCAAAGAUGGGUCAGCUUCAUUUUUGUAUGAUCGCUGGUUAGCUAGUGGCCCAUUAAAUGAGCAGGCCUUGGAGGUAACCAACCCAAGAAUGAAGGUUAGAGACUGCUGGAUUGAAGAUGGUUGGGAUCUCGCCCAUCUUCAAGAGCUAGUGGGGGAGGUAAAGGCAGAGGAAAUUGUACUAACCAUUGGUGCCAGAAAAGAAGGAAGUGAUAUUAUCAUAUGGAAGCUGAACGAUAAUGGAGAUUUCUCCACUUCAAGCGCCUGGGAUAUUGUAAGGGGACAAGUGGAAACAUUUGAUUAUGUACUUAACUCUGGGGAUAUUGCUACGACAGUUUGGAAGUGGGCAUCUUUAGCCUUGGGUGUGCACUAUAUGGGGCCACAAUCUUGGUGGACAAGAGUCAAUAGAUGGUUCACACGCGCAAAAAAUGCCUCACAACGUGGAAUUCUAAUUGGGCUAUUACCAAGCUUGAUAACAUGGAAACUAUGGGGACGGCGAUGUAAGGCACAUAUGGAAGAGAUUCGAGAAUCUACAGAGGAGGUAUGGCUUAAAAUAAAGGUUUGGUUGCGCCUCUUAGCUGAAGAAAUUGUCAAAGUCUCAAAACUAAGUAAAAUAGACAAUGAACUCCUCAAAGCCUUUGAGGUGCCUAUGAGUUCAAAGACGAGUAAACCAACCCUCUUUGUUUCUUGGAGGAAACCUGCUGAUGGUUGGGUAAAACUAAAUAUUGAUGGGAGUAGUCUUGGUAAUCCGGGACCUUGUGGAGGUGGGGAAGUUAUCAGGGAUCAUCACGGUAAUAUGAUUGCUGGCUUCUCUGCCCCAUACGGAUUUGGAAGUAGCAAUGAAGCGGAGUUGCGUGCUAUGAUAAAUGGUGUAGAGCUAUGUAAAGAGAUGGGCUUCCAACAGGUGGAAAUUGAGUGUGACUCAGCUGUUGUGGUAAACUGGUUAACAAACCGUUCAUGUAGGAUUUGGUAUUUGUGGGAUUAUUGGGAGGAGUUACUAAAAUUACUUGAUGGAAUCAGUUUUACCAUUUCUCACCAAAAUAGAGAAGCAAAUAGAGCCGCAGACUUUCUAGCUAGACAAGGGGCGGAUGGUAUCACGAUGAGUUACAUGCACAUUGAUCAAAUACCAAAUUUGUUAAGAGGUAUUAUUCGUACGGAGAAACUUGGUUUUCCAAAUAUUAGGCAAUAA
Messenger RNA from Olea europaea var. sylvestris, 1458 nucleotides. RefSeq lists its product as uncharacterized. Bases 1 to 1458 code for a protein of 485 amino acids. The transcript has 4 exons. The record is from RefSeq and is a predicted model, not a curated record. Gene Ontology annotation, molecular function: RNA-DNA hybrid ribonuclease activity; nucleic acid binding. Lineage: Eukaryota; Viridiplantae; Streptophyta; Magnoliopsida; Lamiales; Oleaceae.